AAAAGAAAGAGCAAACUUCAAGGUUGUCAUUUGCAGCAUGAUUACUCAUGCACAUAUAGACUACAUCCUAUAGCUUUAAAAACAUUAAACCAGAUGAAAUGCUUCUGCUUUUUUGUCUUUACAGAGAAAAACAAGUAGGAAAACAGGAAAGGGUUAGUCCCCACACCACUGCAUGAUUAUGAAACCACUGUGAUCAUGUGAUGCCUUCUCCCAUCAUCAUCAUGACAAGUUGGAAGUCUGACCUUCCGCCAGCACACAAUUUGCCAAGCAGGGACUGAGGAGCACAAUACAACAGCAGUGCACUUUAGAAAACACUAGGGGCGGAGUUUGACCUCUCAGGUCUCAGAACAUCACUAAUCCGAGUCGGACAUUCCGGUCCAGGCCAUCAUCGACCCAGUUCGCGCGGAAGAUGGGAGAGAUUUCCUGCAAAACAACACGAUCCUGGCCGCUCUGCGCGGUUCCCCGCUGAGCUGCUGCCUGCCUGUCGCGGCUGCGUGUCGGAGGAUGCAGCGCAGAUAGAGCGCCGCGUGCGCCAGGGGGAGCAUCUCUCUGCAGUUGUUCGUUGUGUUAGCGGGAUGCAGGAGAAAGUCUGGGGAUUUGAGCGCUGACAGCUCGGCCGGAGGAGAGAGGUACCCGCCGCCGUCACAGACCACCGUGAAGGUGUGUGGGGAUGAGAUGGAUGGAGCCCAUGGCCAGGCCAGUGCACCAGCUCCCAUGUCCCACCACAUCCAGCUGCAGCAAGUCUCCCUCCAACUCUGGAGAAGCUGCAGCCUCUAACUCCAUGGCAUGGGUGAAGAUGUUUAAGAAACCCGGAGGAGGCCUGAAGAAAUCCUACCAGCCUGGAAGCAUGCUUUCACUCGCUCUUACAAAAGGUCUGCUGAACGAGCCAGGGCAGAACAGUUGCUUCCUCAACAGCGCUGUUCAGGUGCUCUGGCAGUUGGACAUUUUCAGGAGAAGUCUGAGGCAGCUCUCAGGUCACUUCUGUCCCCGAGACGGCUGCAUUUUCUGCGCUUUAAAGAGUAUUUUCAGCCAGUUUCAGCAGAGCAGAGAGCGCGUGCUCCCUUCUGACAGCCUGCGCAACGCUCUGGCUGAAACUUUCAAGGAUGAGCAGCGCUUUCAACUUGGUUUGAUGGAUGAUGCUGCGGAGUGUUUUGAGAACAUCCUGGAACGAAUUCAUUUGCACAUAGUUUCGGACACAGCGACUGACGCCUGCUCCUCCAAAUCCUGCAUUACUCACCAGAAGUUUGCAAUGAUGCUCUACGAGCAGUUUGUGUGCCGCUGUUGUGGUGCGUCCUCAGAUCCUCACCCGUUCACAGAACUUGUACACUAUGUCUCCACCACUGCUUUAUGCCAGCAGGUUGAUCGCAUGCUGGGGAAGCACGAGCGCCUCCGGUCUGACAUGUUUGGAGAACUGCUGCAGGCAGCAAACAGCACAGGAGAACUGCGGAGCUGCCCCAGUGACUGUGGCCAGAGCAUCAAGAUCCGCCGGGUUCUUAUGAACUGCCCUGAGAUAGUGACCAUCGGAUUUGUGUGGGAUGCUGAACAGUCUGAUCUCACUGACGAUGUCAUCCGCUCCAUCAGCCCCCGCUUAAACUUGUAUGGGCUUUUCAACAGGGUCACUGAUGAAGCUGCCAAACGGAGUGAGCUGCAUCUGGUGGGGAUGAUCUGCUUUUCAAGUAAACAUUACUCAGCUUUUGCAUAUCACACCAAAUCUUCAAAGUGGAUUUUUUUCGAUGAUGCCACUGUGAAGGAGAUUGGAUCCAAAUGGAAGGACGUGGCUUCUAAAUGCAUUAGAGGACACUUCCAACCUCUCCUUUUGUUUUACACUAAUCCUGAGGGGAGUCCGGUCUCUAACGAAGAUGCACCGCGACAAACCACCGUGUGUCCACGAUACAAAGCCCAUGUAAAUGGUGACGUGACCAUGAAACAUCCUUUUGGCAGUCCGAAGCAAUAUCGUGAACCGUUCAUGGAGAACUUGCAAAGACCAAGUGAAACGUCAAAGGACAGAGGACUUCAAAGAAUUGAGCCGCUUCAACACAAAGAUAUCACCAAUGCACGAUCUGCAGCCUCACCAGAGAAUGGACCAAGGCCUCUCAAAAGUUUUUCUGAAAAGCCGUCUAGCAGUUCAUCCAGAGUUCCUCAGGAGCCUCACAGACAGUCCAGCAGUACGCAAAAUAGUCGGAAGUCAAACACGUCCCAAGGUCACUCUGAUCAGGAGAGCCGCCAUGAUCAUUGGGACAAAGGAGCAGGAAGUCGGAACAAGAAUAGCCCCGCCUGGAGGCCCAUCCGGGAGGUUUUGAAUGUGGACACAGUUCUGAACGAGCUGGAGCAGCGGCGUCAGCAGCAGCAAGACAGCAGCAAGACUGUAUCCCAGGAAAGAGGGCGCUCUGAUCAAAGAGUUAGCACGCACGAACAUGCACAAACUGUAGAUGAACGCAAACAAAAGUAUUUAAUGACAAUUUACGAGGAAGAACAUCGGCAAAAAACUGACAGUCACAGCUCUAUGGAGUCAGAGAGCAAGGUCAGCCAACAGAGGAACAGCCGACUCAAAGGCUGCUCCAAGCCUCUGCUGCGAAGUGAUACCUGGACCAUUCAAAGAACAGAGUCUGGCUAUGAGAGCAGUGAUAGACUCAGCAGUGGCUCCACCAAUCCUGACUCUCCAGGCGUUGAUGGUUUUGGCAUUAGACCAGACCAGAGAUCCACACCUGAGGCAUACUUGCAAAGCCAGCUGCAUCAAAAGGGCAUCAGUGCAAAAACGAACAUGACGUCCUCCCCCCCGCAUAAUGGAAAACAUCAGCCCAGACCUCAGGGAAAAAAAUAUGAUCAACCUUCAAUUCCACAUCAGAAGUUCAGUCCAUGUUCAAGACGUAAAUCAAAGUAUGGAAGCAUCUCCAGAAAAGAAAAGAACUUUGCUGGCUCUGAAAACAGGCACAGCGAGUUAGAGGAGCUGACAAACUUCAGAGGGCACAGCGAAGAAAGUACAACCCUGAAGCACAUGACAAAAACCAGUAGCUCUGAAUGGAACAGCUCAGAUGAUCUUGCUCUAUCUGAGUCUGAGGACAGAGAAAGCACUUAUCUCUCAAGUAACAGUGAGGCUGUCUCCUCCGACUCCCAGUGCCCUCAAAUUUCCCUGCAAUACCACCCUCCCAACAACGGGCCUGCAGAAGCUCUCCUACCGAACAGUCUACGUCAGCUCGGUCCAACAGGGUCGCCAAACAUUCGACCCUCGCAACGGAUUUCUCAGCAGGGUGAAGCUAGCCAUGGCUUUAGCUCCAGGACGCUUCAAGAACCCUUUUCAUCAAGUCCUCAUCUUUCAUCUACGUACUUCUUCAGCCCUCACCGGAAGACUGACAUGUCAAGUUUGCGAACUUUCUCAGAUGCUAGUUCGAAAUCAGGCUCUGACCCUGAAAGGAGUACUCAGUCAUCAUGUGAAAGUGAGGAGAGACCUGCUGGGGGUAAAGCGGAGCAGGCAGCGCCAGCUCAAGAAGUUUCUCUGACGACCUACUUCAACGUGGAUAACUGUAUGACGGAAACCUACCGUCUUAAGUACCACAACCAGAGGCCUCUAGUCCUCUCGGCCACAGUGCCACGGACUGCAACCGUGAGUGAGCGCAGAGAGAUCAGCCAAACAUACCCCAACGACUCAAACUCACAGGAUGUGCCAAAAGCCAAACCUGAAACAAGCCAUAACAGCAAUAAAUCUACAGCAAAAUGGAACCCGGUGACAACCAAAGGACUGGAUGAACGAGGUUUUUUAUGAAAGUUGACUCGGUAAGUUUUGAUUCACAGGAAUGAAGAGAAAAAAACGGAUGCCAAAGAGUUUACGGAUUGAACACGUGCUCAGAAGCCCUGACCACUUCAAACCAGGAGGGACCUGUUUAAUGGAGCCUGUAACAUGAGCAAAUGAAUCCUGCUAUGCAUUGUUGGAUGGAUCGUCAGAAGUCCUCUAUUGUCCUGCAGUACGAAUGAACUAAUAUUAAUUGUAUUUCUUUGUUUGCGCCAAGGAUUAAGUAAUUUAUGUCAAUGUUUUUCAAGAACUUUGCUGAGAUUCCGAUAUUUUUUCAUUUAUGCAGAAGUACUGCAGGAAAACGUAAAUAUAUUUAACGGAAGCAUUGACAGAUAAUGGCGAUCCUGAACGUUGAAAAUGUUUAGAGGAAAUAAUCAACUUGUUUCUUAACUGUGUAUUUGUAUGUUUAAGCUACUUUACCUGAUAGUUGUUCAAAGUAAUACAUAAAAAUCAAAACUUGCCUCCUGCACGUUGAAGACGGGUCACCUGAGACCUGCCAGAAGAAUUUGGUUUAAAAGUUUUAUAUGGAUUUUUCUGCACAGCGUAUUGGUACAUUUAUGCACGUGUCACCAGAUCCUGCAACACAAUCAGUUCAACGUCCUUUCAUUUAUCAACUCCUGUACAGCAUUCAUUGUUAAUGAAUGACCGUGAGCUGCCCCACUGUAGUAGCCAUCUUUUUCUGUCAAACUCUAUAACAGAGAAAAUAUUUCUCAGUCCUCCUAAAAAGUGAAAAACACAUUUAAUGCCUCGUAUUAAUGUGCAUCUUGGUGAUUCUUGCAUGGCUGCACUCAGUUUGUAAUAAAACACUGUUUGAGAGCAUGUUAUUCAGUAGGUUGGGAGGUUCUCAGGCUAUUCAGUAAUUCAUGAUGCAAAACUUAAACCUUGUGUGAUUCUGUCUUAGAGUUGACCUGUUGUACUUUUUUUGUAAUUCAAGUUGAUGUCAAACUGUACUUUUUCCAGUCUUCCUCUUUAUGAGUGGACAGAUACAAAAACAGGUCUAUAUUUGCAGGUAUUUUCAUAACGAUGCCAGUGUAACUGACACCUCUGACAAAUUACUAACACUCAUAUUCUUCCUUCCGAUUUUUAAAACCUGCAUGUGGCCUUUAACAGUCUGUCCUUUAGCUUUGUGUGCAUCAUUAGCAUGAACAUAAAAGGCUUAGAGGCGGAGCCUUGUCAACAUUAUGUGGACUUUAUUUUAUUGUAGCAAAAUGAGUCAAUUGGAAAUUUGUAACCUUGGUUAAUUUGGAAACUUGAAUAUUUUUUCUGUCGCUUAAAUAAAAAUAUGCUUAUGCAUUUUGAAUCGAAGUUUGAUGCAAACAAAACGCGGAAAGACAGCAAACGUUUCAACAAAGACUAUGCAUUCUGUAGAUUUUUUUUUAACUUUACAUGCACCUUCUUUAUGUAUCCAGUUCAUCAAACAAUUUACCAGUAACAGAAGUCUUUUGUGUUCUACCUGAAGCUAUGUGCAAACCUUUUUUCUUUUAUAGUUUUUUAAUAUCUUUUCCUACAAACUAUUUUUUUGUAUCUGUUUUUCUCAUCUUUCAAGUAUGUCUGCUCACAAAAAAAACAACAAAAAUACUUUUUCAAGGUGUUUCUCACUGAGCACAUUUAGUCAAUAAUAUCUCAGGCUGUGUUUGUGCUGUCAGAGACCAGAUAAUGUUUAGACUUUCAUGUGUGACCACACCUUUCCCUUUAACUGUAGCAAAUUAUUUCACAUUUCAUUUUGAUUUAAUGAAAGAUUUUCUGCUUUAAAAAAGCUACAUCUCUUUAAUGUAGCUUUUAUUUAAAAUGUUAAUUAUGAUGAAUUUAUUUGAAAUUAAGAACCAUUUACACUCCAAACUAAGUUUUUUUUUUCUAUAAUCAUAGCCUAUUUUAUGACUGAAUUUGAAUGAAGUUAUUCUGUUCUUUGACUCCAAAUGUUCGUCAUAAUGACUGUGCCUUGAUAUCUUUUAUUUCGUUUUAUUUAAGCAAAUAAAUUCCUUUUUGUAAUGCAGGACAUUUUAAAAAAAAUUACUCACUUUUGAGGAUAUAUAUGUAGUAAAAACAUUCAAUAAUGUGUCAUUACAGCUCAUUAUACGUGUUCAUCUCUAAAGUAUGAAAGUCUUCCUGGGGGGCAAGGUUGGAUACUGCAACCUAAACGUUUACUACUACCAACUUUGUUUUUUUGCAACACUAAAGUUGAGUUAGUGUAUGUAUAUGGACAUGUUUUCCCAGCACCCCCAUUCUGUAGCGUACAGUUUAAGGCUUUAUAUUCUCCAAAGGAUUGUUUGACAACGGGUGGUGGUCUCCUGUGCCACAUAUGGUAGCAAGUGAUAUUGUAUCGACAUAAAUCUUUUAUCUUGUGCUAAACACACAGGGACAGACUCUAAUUCUACUGAUGUGCAUCAAAACAAAGAGAACUUUCCACAUUGUGUCACUGAUAUUUUGUGAUGAGUUUGGCCUGAUGUUUCCAGGCCGUGUCGCGCCUCUGUGCUUCUGCCGCACAGAGUGAGUGGACCUGAAUGCAUUUUGACAUGUUUCAGUACCAUUUAACUGCAAGUAACAUGUACAAAAAUGUGUCUGCACUUUCUAUUUUUGGAGAUAAAAUAUUUAUUUUUAUUCAUUGUUGAAUAAAUUUUCAUUUAGUGUCUCACACUUUAA
Oryzias latipes (Japanese medaka) is the source of this 6427-nucleotide messenger RNA. RefSeq names its product ubiquitin specific peptidase 53b (gene usp53b). Gene Ontology annotation, cellular component: cell-cell junction. The record is from RefSeq and is a predicted model, not a curated record. Gene Ontology annotation, molecular function: cysteine-type deubiquitinase activity. Lineage: Eukaryota; Metazoa; Chordata; Actinopteri; Beloniformes; Adrianichthyidae. Gene Ontology annotation, biological process: sensory perception of sound; response to auditory stimulus; protein deubiquitination.